Eurypyga helias (sunbittern) is the source of this 1098-nucleotide messenger RNA. RefSeq names its product BEN domain containing 6 (gene BEND6). Gene Ontology annotation, molecular function: DNA binding; transcription corepressor activity. NCBI's taxonomy places the organism in Eukaryota, Metazoa, Chordata, Aves, Eurypygiformes, Eurypygidae. The transcript is spliced from 6 exons. Gene Ontology annotation, cellular component: nucleus. Bases 1 to 1098 code for a protein of 365 amino acids. Gene Ontology annotation, biological process: negative regulation of Notch signaling pathway; positive regulation of neuron differentiation. The record is from RefSeq and is a predicted model, not a curated record.
AUGCAAAAGAUACUACAAGCGGAUGAAAUUACAAAAAUACAAGUCCUUGGAAAAGGCAAGAGGAAGAGGAUAGAAAUGAUGUUCUCAGAGAGCGAAGACAGUGACCUGGAUAAAGAACAGAAAGAAACAUAUUCAGGAAGCCACUUUCUGUACAGUGAAAGCAGCAGUGAUGAUGAAGAGCCGUUAUUUCAACUAUCCAAGGUAGAACUGUGUGCCAAAAUAAAAAGUCUCAAGAGGAAGCUGACAGACACCAUGAGAGAAAACUGUCGCUUAAGGCAGUCCCUGGUGAUGCUUCAAGUGUUGCCACAGGCAGUCACCCAUUUUGAGGAACUGGUAGGGAUGGCUGAAGCGCUGCUGAAAGGGGGAGUGACAUCAUCUACGGCCAGUCUGCAUUCGCAUGCCGUUUGGAAAGCAGCUAACAACUCGUUAGCAGAUUCAUAUGCAGCUGUGCACAGUAACUCCACCUCACCAAUAACACUGAAUGUGGAAGAUGAGGAGCAACAGGCUGAAAAACAGUUCAAGAUCGAAAAGUGGCAGAUUGCACUUUGUAACAAGAGCAAACCUCAAAAGUUUAUAAAUGACUUGAUGCAAGCACUUUAUACACACGAAUACAUGGCUACACACAGCCUGACAGGUGCAAAGUCCUCCUCUUCAAAGGAUAAAGCGGCAAAACCAGCCAUGAAUCAGAAUGAAGUUCAGGAAAUCAUAGGAAUCACAAAACAGUUGUUUCCAAACACAGAUGAUGCUUUAAUUAGGCGAAUGAUGGGACAAAAACUGAACAAUUGCACCAAGAAGCCAAUUUUAAGCAAAGAUCUUAACUCAGGUGCUUUUCAGAAGCAUAGCUUUUGUGGUUCAGAAAUCUCUUCAGCUGUUCCUCCCAGUACGGGGGACCAGCAGGAUGAUGAUUCACCAGCUGCUAAUGCACAGAUUCAGCAGAGUGACAGCCGUCUGUCUCCUCCACCUCCCACCCCGCAAGCUCAGCAGGAGUGUUUCAAGCCCACUUCUUCGAAGGUGGAGUCUCAGCUCACCAGAAGCUCACCAGCGCCCUCUCCCAACCAGGGUUGCGGACAGGAUCUCAGGAAUUCACACAAGGAUUAA